Prorocentrum cordatum is the source of this 300-nucleotide messenger RNA. NCBI's taxonomy places the organism in Eukaryota, Dinophyceae, Prorocentrales, Prorocentraceae. The record is from the annotation of a GenBank genome assembly.
AUGGUCUCGAACAUCGUGACGGUGCUCGAAGAAGACAAGACGUUUUCUGUUCCUCUAGGUGCGCAACAGACUGCUUCCUGCAAUGCUCACUCUCUGCAGGGCUUCGUGCAUUCGGCGUCGCUGGCGAAGCGGUUCGAUGGGGCGGUAGAGUUGUGCACUCGCCGGAACAAGUUGAUCCGGAUACUUCAGCACCUGCAGGGCCGUCUGCUCCGUGAGUUGGACUUGCCUGUGGCCCAGACCAUGCCGGGAUCCAUGAAGAUAAGUAGGAACAUCCGGAAGAGCGACAUCGCACCACAAUGA